This is a messenger RNA of Solanum lycopersicum (tomato), 658 nucleotides long. The record is from RefSeq and is a predicted model, not a curated record. NCBI's taxonomy places the organism in Eukaryota, Viridiplantae, Streptophyta, Magnoliopsida, Solanales, Solanaceae.
AUUCGUUAAGAAUUAAAUCAAAAACUCAAAAAAAUCCCAAUAUCCUUAACUUCACCAUGAAGCCUACAUAUCCUUUUGUAACAUUAUUUUUACUACUCUUUAUCUUGAUUCUCCAAACUUAUAACUCACAAGCCGAUAACAUUAAGUGUGACAACAUAGAACGAGCCUUGAGACCUUGCAUGGUGUUCUUCAAGGGCGGAAGUGGGGUGACUGGGAUUCCUCCAUACGCGUGUUGUGCUGGAGCUUUAACUCUCUCUCAAAUCGCGAAUAACACUGCUAAUAGGUCAGCUGUUUGUAGAUGUGUUCAGUCAGCAAUAAAAGAUUUGAGAAUCUCAGAUGCAACAGCUAAAGCGCUUCCCCAUAGAUGUGGAAUCACCUUGCCCUUCACUUUCUCUCCUUAUGUCAAAUGUCCUGGAUAAAAUGAUCUUAAUUUGGAAAUCACUAAGAUGAAGCUCUUGCUGGAAUUAUGAGUAUAAAUAUAUAUUCCAUGAAUUUUCAAUUUGUGUUUUUUCUUUUAGAAUCAAUUAUUUGGUAUUUCAUUUUCCUGCAUCUUCAUGUAAUUAUUUCUCAAUUGCGUGUAUUUCGUCUUAUGUUUAUGUUCCUAUAGUUGUAAAAACACUAAAUAGCAAUCUGCACUAGUCUGUAUUUUUUUUUAUUA